AUGUCGGCCUCGGUGGGGCCCCGCGGCGGCCCUCGCCCACCCACAGCGCCGCCCUCCAUGCCCGAGCUGCCGGACCUCAGCCACCUCACCGAGGAGGAGAGGCAGAUCAUUAUGGCUGUGAUGGUUCGGCAGAAGGAGGAGGAGGCGAAGGAGCAGGCCAUGCUGAGAGAGGAGCAGCCCAUACAAGCGAAAACAGUAAACCUGGUUGGGAACAAGAAACCCCCACAGCAGAAUGACAUCAGCAUGCACCAGCAGUUUGCCAGCUAUAAGGAGCAGGUGCGGCGGAUAGCACAGGAGCCUCAGCAGAGGCAGCAGGGCCAGCAUAAGGAUGAUGCGCCCACCUGUGGCAUCUGCCACAAGACCAAGUUUGCGGAUGGCUGUGGAAACCUCUGCUCCUACUGCCAGACCAAGUUCUGCGCCCGAUGUGGAGGAAGGGUCUCUCUGCGCUCCAACAAUAAGGAAGACAAAGUGGUAAUGUGGGUAUGUAACCAGUGCCGUAAGCAGCAGGACAUCCUCACUAAAUCAGGGGAAUGGUUUCCGGGACAGGGGCCAAAGCCGAAGCCAGGGCUUGGAACGGCAGUAAGUGACCCAGCCAUGUGUGCAGACCCCACAGUAGAAAAGAAAGUGCGCCCUAAGUCUCAGAUCCACCUCGAUUCCUCUGCCUCUACUGCCCAUGACAGCCAGCUGCCUGCCUCCACUAACCCCAGCAAAGGCCCUGUUGCUGGACAGGCCGACUUGCCUUCAUCCCGUUCCCGCAGUGAACCACCACGAGACAGGAAAAAGCAGUCGUCAACCUCAGAUCAGAAUGGCAAGGCCGGGCAGAGAGGUGAGAGGCGUCGGGGGCUACCCAAACUCCAGUCCCAGGCUUCAGAGGAGCGGGAAGUGGGAGACAGUCGCAGGGAGAGCCGACGGCUGCUCAAGACUCGAUCCCAGGAGCGAAGCGAUGCUGAGCUGGAGAGGGGAGGUUUAGGGGAACCCAGAAGGACAGAGGGUGGGCACAGGCCACCUUUAGAGGAGUACCGAGGUGAGCCUGGCUCCACACGACACCAGGCCAAGCCCCAGUCUGGGGAGCAAGAGGGCCAUCCACACCCGAAGGCACCCCGAAUCAGACAUCCUGAGGGGGGCAUAGCUGACAGGGACGCUGGAGAGGUUGGAAAGGAGGGUAGAGUGGGCCGCAGGUGGUCAGAGGAGCGGCAGGCCUCUCUGGAGGGCCAGCAGCAACCUUAUUCUGGGGAGAGGACCGUGGGGGGCACUGGGGGGCAGGGAGGACCUGCCAUGCAACCUCUUCCUUCUAAAACGAACCACACCCCAUCACCCCAGCCGCCGGCACCAGGGUUCCGAGUGGGCCCUGCUGUGCCCGCCGGCCCCCCUGAGCUCAGGGAGCCUCCAGAAUGGGGCAGGAAGCUGCAGCCGAGCCACCUGGAGCCCGGCUCGGCCGCCAUGCUGCGCAAGACCAAGCGGGAAAAGGCUGAAAGCAUGCUACGCAAUGACUCGCUCAGCUCCGACCAGUCCGAGUCCUUGCGACCGCCUCCGCCCCGCCCUUACAAGACCAAGCGCGGCAGUAACAAGAGGCAAAUGUCUGUCAGCAGCUCAGAAGAGGAGGGUGGCUCCACGCCCGAGUACACCAGCUGCGAAGACGUGGAUAUUGAGAGCGUGAGCGAAAGAGGGGACUGGGAGUGCUAUCCUCUGGACCCCACUGUAUGGCAUCAUCCGGUUACAUGGCAGCCCUCCAAGGAAGGUGAUCAUUUAAUCGGCCGAAUCACUCUGAGCAAGCGCACGGCCAUGCCCAAAGAGGCUGGAGCACUGCUGGGGCUAAAGGUGGUAGGGGGAAAGAUCACAGAAACAGGCAGACUCGGGGCCUUCAUCACCAAAGUUAAAAAGGGAAGCCUGGCGGAUGUGGUGGGCCAUUUACGGGCAGGAGAUGAGGUGCUACAGUGGAAUGGUAAAUCAUUACCUGGAUUAACUAAGAAGGAAGUUUACAAUAUCAUUUUGGAUUCCCAGACGGAACCCCAAGUUGAAUUAGUUGUUUCAAGGCCCAUUGGUGAUAUACCAAGAAUACCCGAAACAUCACACCCUCCAUUAGAAUCUACAGGUUCAAGCUCCUUCGAGUCUCAGAAGAUGGAGCGGCCAUCUAUAUCUGUCCUGUCCCCUUCCAGCCCCAGUGGUCUGAGAGACGCACCCCAGCUCCUGCCUGGACAGCUCUCGGUGAAAAUGUGGUAUGAUAAGGUGGGCCAUCAGUUGAUAGUAAACGUGCUGCAGGCCAAAGAGCUACCCCCAAGACUUGAUGGACGACCCCGAAACCCUUACGUCAAAAUGUACUUUCUUCCUGAUAGAAGUGAUAAAAGCAAGCGGAGAACGAAGACGGUCAAGAAGAGUUUGGAGCCCAAGUGGAACCAGACGUUUGUGUACUCCCAUGUGCACCGGCGGGAUUUCAGGGAGCACAUGCUGGAGAUCACAGUGUGGGACCAGCCCAGAGUGCAAGACGAGGAAAGCGACUUCCUGGGAGAGAUCCUGAUUGAGCUGGAGACUGCCCUGCUGGAUGAUAAGCCUCACUGGUACAAGCUGCAGACCCAUGACCUCUCUUCCAUCCCGCUGCCCCACCCCUCACCGUACCUGCCCCGCAGACACACCCACACAGACACGCCAGCCAAGAAGCUGCAGCGCUCUCAGCGUAUCACAGAAACAGAUUAUGAUGAUGGUAUUGGCGUAGUGGCUACAGCUGCAGAGAGUCGGCCAAGGGAAAGGGAGAGGGAGAGAGAGCGGGACAGAGAGAGGGAGAGGGAGAGAGACAGAGAUCGGACCACGUUAGAGGUUCCUGAGCAGCAGAGGUCGACGCAUCAUCGCUCUCGCUCUGUAUCCCCUCACAGAGACGAGGAGAGCCGGGCCAGAUCACGGCCUGCUAACAUCCCCAUGCAGAGGAGUUUAGAUGAGGUUCAGCAUAGCCGGCGGUCUCGUUCCCCCACCCGUUACCAUGACCGUGGCCGUGUACAGGAGAGAGAGUAUGUGGAUGACAGUGAGGUCAUCUUGAUACACAGAUCAAUGCGGGGUAGGAGCGCAGAGUGCCUGCACACCAAAAGUUCUACCCUUCCUGCAUGCCUUAAGACUCAGCCCCAGCCUUCAGUGGUCUCUGCCACACGCCGAACUGUCGCACAGCGUGUGCUCAGGUUCACUGAUGACAGCACCAUUAGUGAUCUGCAGCCCCCUCUUGACAGGGUUAGAAGUGCUAGUACCAACUGUCUGAGACCAGGUUCAAAUUCCAAUUCACCAGAACAAGAAAGGAGCACCCAGUCUCCCCCCUGCACCCGACCCACCAGCCCCAGGAUUCUAAUCCAACACGCCUCCCCUGAGGACGACAGCUGGAUUUCGGAGCCUAUUUUUCCUACUCAGGAGACAGUAAACCACCUCAGUGCAAGGCCAGUGGCACAGAGGCAGUCAAGAACUUUGGACAAGCCUAACUGUCAGAAAACGGGCAAGAAAAUAUCUGACAGUGAGCGAUUACAGCCUACCUCUAUUCUAAGGGGCUCCAGAGAAAAGGGGGUAUCCCUGCCUCCACUGGGUAAGGUGACCCAAGGGGGGUCUAGCCCAGACAUACCCCAACUGGACAGGGGCCAUCCGCAUGCCACCACUGCUUACUCUUCGACAGGGACUCCUUCAUCGGCACGUAGGGGCAGACAGUUGCCCCAAGUCCCUGCCAAAAGCAGCAGUGUAGAACAAGCCCUUGCCUCUGAGGAGCGGACAAGGCAGAUGAAGGUGCAUACCUACAGAACACCAGCUCCCUCCAGUACCAGCCAGGACCUGGAGAGGGCGCUCAAGAACAAACGAGAGCUUUAUAAAGAGCAGCGACGGAGCUGUGAUAAUGUAUCCCAUAAGUCCUCGGACAGUGAUGUCAGUGACGUGUCAGCCAUCUCUCGUGCCAGCAGUGCCUCACGGAUCAGUAGCACCAGCUACAUGUCCAUCCAAUCAGAGCGGCCCAGGGGCCGCUUCAGCCGUCAUAUUCACCCGUCCAGCCGGAGCAUGUUGAAAAGCACGAGCGUGAGUGGUGAGAUCUUCUCUCUGGAGCGUACGGAUGGCAGCCAGUCAGACACAGCUCUGGGAACUCUGGGGGCUGGAGGGAAGAAACGGCGAUCUAGCCUCAGUGCCCGCGUGGUGGCCAUUGUGGGCAUUCCCUCCAGACGCAGUAGGAGCACCUCUCAGCUUAGCCAAACAGAAGCAGCAAAUAAGAAGACAAAAGGCUCGAGUCAGAUCCAGCGGAGUCAAGAGACAGGGAUGGCAGUGGAGUAUCCUCGGAAUGCAAUGGCUCGUCAGGCCAGCCGAGAGUCCACCGAUGGCAGUAUGAACAGCUACAGCUCUGAGGGGAAUCUGAUCUUCUCAGGGAUGAGGCUGGGGGCUGACAGCCAAUUCAGUGACUUCCUGGAUGGCCUCGGUCCUGCCCAGCUUGUAGGGAGACAGACCCUAGCAACACCCUCUAUGGGAGAUGUUCAGAUUGGUUUAAUGGAUAAGAAGGGGCAGCUUGAGGUGGAGGUGAUCAGGGCACGUGGCCUUACCCCCAAACCAGGAUCCAAAUCGCUGCCAGCUCCCUAUGUCAAGGUUUACUUGCUGGAUAAUGGAGCAUGUAAAGCCAAAAAGAAAACCAAGAUUGCACGAAAAACGCUUGACCCAUUGUAUCAGCAAUCACUGCUGUUCGAGGAGAGUCCGCAGGGUAAAGUUCUCCAGGUAAUAGUGUGGGGCGAUUAUGGCCGCAUGGACCACAAAUGUUUCAUGGGAGUUGCACAGAUUCUAUUAGAGGAGCUGGACCUUUCUAGCACAGUGAUUGGCUGGUACAAACUGUUUCCCCCAUCUUCAUUGGUGGACCCAACGUUAGCUCCUCUCACUCGACGUGCUUCCCAGUCAUCACUCGAUUCAGGGCCGCCAGGCGUCAGGUCCUAGUGAACGGGAGAGGAACGAAGGAGAGAAAAAUGCAAUCGAAUGGACCAAGGACCCGUGGCAACAAUCAGCGUUAGAGGGGCAGCCAGACAGACGGACAGUUUCACUUUCAAAGCUUUGCCGGAGCCUGACAAUCACUUCUCCUCUCUUUUCAUUUUUGGUCUUUGGAUUGUAGAGAUUUUCCUUUGAUCCACUCCGCUCCUUACUGCAUGUUCUGUUUGUUUUAAGCUAUGUUGCUGAGAUGAUGAGUUAGCUCAAACUUUUUUUCCAAAAAAAAGGGAAUGACAAGCAGCUGAAAGCAAUCUGCUUCGGCUGACAAAGAGAGGAGCCGACCGUGGUGCUGGUAGCCUGAGUGGUUCUUGCCAAUCAGUAACAUUUAGGAGUUGCUUUCUAACCAUAUAAGGAGUGUGUGAGUGUGCGAGGCAGCGGUGUGAUGGUGGAUCAGUGAGAGUGAGGACAACACUGCCCCUCCCCCACCUUGCAUGUACAGGAAGCCGCUCUGCUGGGGGAGCCCAGAGGUCAGGGGUCAAAGGGCAAGGGUUAGUCUUCUCAAAGUCUCCCCUCCUCCUCAUGGGUGCUGAGUCUAGGGCUGCUCCUCAUGCCAGUGUGGCACUGGCUCAGAUCAAGCAUGUUAGAGAGGGGAGGCCAGCCUGAAAACCUUUGUCUGUUUACAGCAGUCGCCACUGACUGCUUUGCCUUUUUUACUUUCUCGUUGAUUUGAUACAUUGCACACCUUGUAGAAUGUGAAGACAUGUUCCAUGUUUUCUGACAUUUUUGUUGUAUAAGCUUCAAGGAAGACACAAAACAACCACAUGCAUUAGAACACUGGGACUUUCUGAAGCUACGAUUAUAAUUUAGCUUAAAUUCAGCCUUGCCAGGAGAUUACAGAAAUGAUUAUCUCUGACAUUAAUACUAAUAAACACUAAUGUAUUUGACCGCCCAGGACGCUGACCAUCAAAUGUACUUUGAGCUCUAGCCAGUACAUUGAGAUCCGGUGACUAUGGACAAGCCCAGUGCACUUAGGCAAUAGCCAAUCAUACUUUAUUUCUUUUAGUACAUUUAGACCAUUUUUGGGGACCUGCACAUAAUUGAAUUUCUAUCCAACUAGAGUUUACAUUAUUUUAACGCAAGCACAAACGCUUGAUUUUUUUAACGAACUUUACAAGAAGACGAAAAAAAGGCCAAAUUAUCAUUAGCUUCCUAUUUUUGCCUUUUUUAAUUUUGUUGUGGUUUAAGUUAGUUAGAAAAAAGUCCUAAAAUUUCCCCCGAGCAUCUGAACGAAUGUGACAGUAUGUGAGAGGUGGUUCAGGAGACGGCCUGAGGUGGUGACCUCCCAAAACUCGCCACCUUUUCCCCUCAACACGGGCAACAGCAUGACUCUGGAACCGUUCCAAGCUGCAUGCACAUUUUGUAAAACAAGACAGAUGAGAAAAAAGAGACUAAAAUAAAUGUGUGUUAGUUCCACAUACUGUAGGCCAGCUUGUAUGUUGCAUGUACUUGUACAGUUUGCUCGUACUUGAUAUUAAUAGAUUAACCAAUAAAAUGAAGCCAUUCAUUCCAUGUGUGGGCAUUUGGCCAAGUUCAGCCAUGCACACAGGCCUCAUUUUUUGGGGCUGAAUGUCUAUGAGGAGUUUUUGAAUUGUUUUCUUUUUUACCCUAUGGAUAAAUAAGUGCUGUACUGUAGUACUGAGCAAACAUGAGGCCCCUGUUUUUACUGAAGAUGUUGGUGUUCACUGUAGUCUACUACUGUGGGGCUAGAAUCGAGCUAGAUAAUGUGUAUAAAACCAGAGCUAUCUAUAUAUGAAAAAUGAUUAUGAUUAUACAAAAAUGAGAACAGCAUAGAUAUAUAUACAUAUAUAAAAAAACAAAAAAACAAAAAAAACAAAGUGUAUCCAAGUAAACGUCGCCUACAGAAACAUACAUGCACAUAUUGUAAAUAUGAGUCUGCUAUGAGGUUUACUUAUAUUUACAAAGUGGCCCCGUGUAAAUGGAUUAAUGCUCUGUCUCCUGGCUCCGUUGAACGGAACAAAGGCUGAGAAGGGACACCUCCAGAGUUUCUGAUUCUUUCAGACAUUUAUGGCCAAAAUAACCACUAGAAUUGGGACCUCUGCCUACCUGUUACUGCAUUAGAACAAAGCCCAUGAGAUCAUGUUUUGAUAACAAGUUUACUUUUCAUGUCCGUUACGGCAGACUUCUUUCCUUUACUUUGUCAGUAUUAUUCAAGGAUACUGAUUGUUUACAAUUCAUGUGUCCCACUGAAACAGAAUAGAAAGUAUUCACUGCAACAUUUCUUGUUUGUACAACAGAUGUGGCUCAAAUGAUGUGUAUGUUUUAUAUUCAAGAGUUCAUUUUUAUUAUUUACAAAUAAAAGACUGUGUGGAAGAAGAA
Messenger RNA from Colossoma macropomum (tambaqui), 7311 nucleotides. RefSeq names its product regulating synaptic membrane exocytosis protein 1-like. The coding region runs from base 1 to 4926 and encodes 1641 amino acids. Gene Ontology annotation, cellular component: cytoskeleton of presynaptic active zone; presynaptic membrane. The transcript is spliced from 34 exons. NCBI's taxonomy places the organism in Eukaryota, Metazoa, Chordata, Actinopteri, Characiformes, Serrasalmidae. Gene Ontology annotation, molecular function: transmembrane transporter binding; small GTPase binding. Gene Ontology annotation, biological process: regulation of synaptic plasticity; regulation of membrane potential; positive regulation of synaptic transmission. The record is from RefSeq and is a predicted model, not a curated record.